AUGUGAACCCUUUCUCUGCAAUUUCACUGACAAGCAAUGUAUAAUUAGUUACACCAACAUAUCAGUGCAGACAUCCUGUUGGUUUUUCAAAAUUUUUAUUGCCACAUCAUAAAUUUAUCAUGAGCACCAGCCUGCAGUACCUUUCUGGAACCUUGCUUGUAGUAUGCACUGCGUUAUUCCUGCUAAAUGAUACUACAAAAUCUCAAUCAGCUGCCCACAGCAAUUAUACAGACCAUGAUGCCCUUCUCAUUUUCAAAUCUCUCAUCACUGAUGACCCCAUGGCUGCACUAUCAUCCUGGAACCAAGGCUCCUCUGUGUGUUCUUGGGCUGGUGUGCGCUGCAAUCGCCAAGGUAGAGUCUCCAUGCUCGAUGUACAAAAUCUCAAUUUGGCUGGACAAAUAAGCCCUGACAUAGGUAACCUCUCAGCCCUCCAAUCCAUCUAUCUACAAAAAAAUAGGUUCAUUGGCAAUAUCCCUGAUCAGCUUGGCAGGCUUUCCCUGCUAGAGACACUAAAUGGAAGCUCCAACCAUUUUAGUGGGUCCAUUCCUUCAGGUCUAACCAAUUGUACCCACCUUGUGACUAUGGAUUUAUCAGCAAAUAGCAUCACGGGUAUGAUACCUAUUAGCUUGCACUCUCUGCAAAAUCUUAAGAUACUAAAACUUGGACAGAACCAGUUGACUGGUGCAAUCCCACCAUCUCUUGGUAACAUGUCACUUUUAACCACCCUUGAUGCUAGUACAAACACUAUUGCUGGAGAAAUUCCUGAAGAAUUAGGUCACCUUCGCCAUCUCCAGUACUUUGAUCUCUCCAUAAACAACCUCACAGGCACAGUUCCAAGACAGCUUUACAACAUCUCCAACCUAGCCUUUUUCGCAGUGGCGAUGAACAAGUUACACGGGGAGAUACCCAAUGAUAUUAGUCUAGGGCUACCCAAACUCCACAUUUUCAUUGUUUGCUACAACAAGCUUACCGGGCAGAUCCCGCCAUCUCUCCACAACAUAACUAAGAUCCAUAGCAUAAGGAUAUCACACAAUUUCCUCACUGGCAAGGUCCCUCCAGGCCUCCAACGUCUUUCCAAGCUUGUUUGGUACAAUAUAGGGUUUAACCAAAUUGUUCACACCACAAGCAUAUUGGACGAUCUCACAAACAGUACUAAACUCGAGUACCUUGGUAUCUAUGAGAACCAAAUUGUGGGUAAGAUCCCUGAUUCAAUCGGUAAUCUAUCAAGUUCUCUUGAAAAUCUAUACAUUGGUGGCAAUAGGAUCACUGGACACAUACCACCAAUGAUUGGGCGAUUAACUAGAUUAACAUUGCUAAACAUGACUGAUAACCUACUAGAUGGAGAAAUCCCAUUGGAGAUCAGUUAUCUCAAGGAUCUAAAUGUGCUUGGGCUAUCAGGAAACAACUUAUCUGGGCCGAUUCCCACACAAUUCGGAAAUCUUACUGCACUGACAAUGCUUGACAUAAGCAAGAAUAGACUAGUGAGUAGCAUUCCAAAGGAGUUGGGCCACCUGAGCCACAUACUUUCUCUGGACUUCUCAUGUAACAAGCUCAAUGGGAGUAUCCCUGACACAAUUUUUAGCCUUACCAGCCUUAGCUCUAUACUAAAUAUGUCAUACAAUGCACUUACCGGUGUUAUACCAGAGAGCAUCGGUCGACUAGGGAACAUCGUUUCCAUCGAUUUAUCCUACAAUUUGCUAGAUGGCAGUAUCCCUACAUCAGUUGGUAAGUGCCAAAGCGUUCAGUCUUUGUCCGUGUGUGGCAAUGCAAUCUCUGGAGUAAUUCCUAGAGAAAUCGAGAAUCUUAAGGGCUUGCAAAUAUUAGACCUCUCCAACAAUCAAUUGGUUGGUGGUAUACCAGAAGGCCUUGAAAAGCUGCAAGCUCUUCAGAAGCUGAACCUCUCCUUCAACAAUUUGAAGGGUCUGGUGCCAAGUGGCGGUAUCUUUAAGAACAACUCUGCUGCUGACAUCCAUGGUAACAGAGAGUUAUAUAACAUGGAGUCAACAGUAUUCCGAUCAUAUUCCAAACACCAUCGUAAGCUAGUGGUUGUAUUAGCAGUUCCAAUAGCAUCAACAGUCAUUUUACUUAUCUUUGUGGGUGUCAUGUUCAUGUUAUGGAAAUCAAAAUACCUGCGGAUUGAUGCCACAAAGGUUGGAACCGCAGUUGAUGAUUCGAUACUCAAGAGAAAACUCUACCCACUUAUUUCUUAUGAAGAACUAUACCAUGCAACUGAAAACUUUAAUGAAAGGAACCUUGUUGGUAUUGGUUCAUUCAGCUCUGUGUACAAGGCUGUCUUGCAUGCCACUAGUCCCUUUGCUGUCAAAGUGCUAGAUCUUAACAAGAUUGGUGCAACCAAUAGCUGGGUUGCAGAGUGCGAGAUUCUAAGCACUAUACGACAUCGGAACCUAGUAAAGCUGGUGACACUAUGCUCAAGUAUAGACUUCAGUGGAAAUGAAUUCCGUGCAUUGGUGUACGAGUUUAUGACAAAUGGAAGCCUUGAGGAUUGGAUCCAUGGCCCAAGGCGGCAUGAGGAUAGCGAAAGAGGGCUCAGUGCAGUUGAAGUACUCUCUAUCGCCAUUGACAUAGCAAGUGCCUUGGAGUACAUGCAUGAUGGAUCAUGCAGGGCGGGUCAAGUUGUACAUUGUGACAUCAAGCCAAGCAAUGUUCUACUUGAUGGUGAUAUGACAGCCAAGAUUGGUGACUUUGGGCUUGCAAGGUUGCACACACAAACAUCUGCUAGAGACGAGGAAUCUGUUUCUACCACUCACAAUAUGAAGGGUACCAUAGGUUAUAUACCUCCAGAAUACGGAUAUGGAGCCAAAACAUCGACAAGUGGUGAUGUCUACAGCUACGGGAUAAUGCUCCUUGAGAUGAUCACAGGAAAGAGUCCUGUAGAUCAAAUGUUUGGAGGAGAGAUGAACCUGGAAAAAUGGGUGCGAGCGUCAAUUCCACACCAAGCUGAUGAAGUUGUUGACAAGCGGUUUAUGAUGACAGGUUCUGAAGAAUCCUCAGCUGAUGGGCAGCAACAACAGCAGGUUGAUACUGUGGACUCGAAACUGCUGUUGGAGACUCUUUUAGUUCCCAUGGUGGAUGUUGCAUUAUGUUGCGUUCGGGAGUCCCCUGACUCACGCAUCAGUAUGCACGAUGCACUGUCUCGGCUGAAGCGGAUCAAUGAGAAAAUUUUCAAGUCUCUCGCAGUGUCUACACCUUGAUUUCUUGAAGAAGAUGGUUUGCUGUGACGGCCAAUUGGAGCAUCAUCUGAACUGUCUUUUUUACGUAUAAAAUUUGUUUUCAGUGCUGUAGUUCUAAUUAAUUAAGAAUGGAGAUGACAACACUGACCAAGAGCACAUCUAGCUACUAAGGGUGUUUCAGUCUCAGUGGCACGGUCAAUUUUUAAGUUAUUGUACUCAAAUGUAAUUAUGUAAAUACUUACCGAGUUAUUAUACCCAUGGGCUGAAAGUUUUGUAAUAGUUAAAUGAACACAGCUCCCAAAUUCUUGUACCAAUGGUGCAAUUUUCUUUUUGAAAAAAAAAGAGAGAGAAGGAAAUAUAUAAGAGUAGUUGUACCAUACCAUGGAAAUAAAAUAAUUGACAGUUACUUUC
Oryza sativa Japonica Group (Japanese rice) is the source of this 3602-nucleotide messenger RNA. Its product is annotated as putative receptor-like protein kinase At3g47110. The record is from RefSeq and is a predicted model, not a curated record. Gene Ontology annotation, biological process: protein phosphorylation. Gene Ontology annotation, molecular function: ATP binding; protein binding; protein kinase activity. Lineage: Eukaryota; Viridiplantae; Streptophyta; Magnoliopsida; Poales; Poaceae.